Messenger RNA from Heteronotia binoei (common prickly gecko), 1035 nucleotides. Its product is annotated as olfactory receptor 6X1-like. The coding region runs from base 1 to 1035 and encodes 344 amino acids. The transcript has a single exon. Gene Ontology annotation, cellular component: membrane. Gene Ontology annotation, molecular function: G protein-coupled receptor activity; olfactory receptor activity. The record is from RefSeq and is a predicted model, not a curated record. Gene Ontology annotation, biological process: G protein-coupled receptor signaling pathway. NCBI's taxonomy places the organism in Eukaryota, Metazoa, Chordata, Lepidosauria, Squamata, Gekkonidae.
AUGGGCAAUGGAACAUUCAUCACUGAAUUUGUUCUUCUGGGAUUUCCUGAAUUUCACGCAAUACGGAUGGUGUUUUUUGCUGUUGUUCUCCUGAUGUACCUCAUUUCAGUCUCGGGCAACUGUUUAAUCAUCACAGUGGUCUUUAUGGAACCCAAACUCCACAUGCCCAUGUAUUUCUUCCUCAGCAACUUUUCCUUGGGGGAACUCUGGACCACCACAGUAAUAGUGCCGAAGAUGCUGACCAACCUUGCCUUGGACCAAAACACCAUCUGCUUCACAUGCUGUAUGGCACAAAUCUAUAUUGCUUUCUCGGUGGGAGCCACACAGUUCUUCAACCUCACGGUCAUGUCUUUUGACCGUUACACAGCCAUUUGCAAACCUUUUCUUUAUAACGCCAAGAUGACAAACAGGCUCUGCUUGUCUCUUGCGUUGCUGACUUGGUUCAGUGGGUUUACCAUUAACUUUUUCCAGGCUAUCGUUGUUUGGGCUUAUCCGUUCUGUAGGCACAACGUCAUCGAUCACUUCUUCUGCGAUGCUGGGCCUGUUUUUAAAUUAGCUUGUGUCGACACAACUUUGAUGGAGCUCAUUGGUGUCCUUUAUGGGGCGAUCGUCAUGUGGGGUUCAUUUCUCUUCACGCUGGUUUCUUAUGCAUGCAUUAUAACCACCAUAGUUCGGAUCCCAUCUGUCAGUGGACGGUCAAAAGCAUUUUCCACGUGCUCUUCCCAUCUCACUGUUGUUGGCAUCCUCUACGGAGCAUCACUUUUUAUGUACCUCAGACCAUCAACCCAAAGCGACACUCAAACCAACAAGGUGUUGUACUUCAUUACCGUAGUUGUUAUGCCCACAAUAACCCCUUUCAUCUUCACAAUCAGGAACAAAGACUUCAAAACAGCUGCAAUUAAAUUACUGAAUGCAAUGAGACAAACCCCUUCCUUUGUUUUCAUGACGUUAACGAAGCAGCAGACGCCUUUGAAAAAACGUAUCCCGUGUUCUCAAAAACUGUGCCAUCAUCAGAGGUCUUGUGAGAAGCAAUAA